This is a messenger RNA of Cylas formicarius (sweet potato weevil), 1273 nucleotides long. RefSeq lists its product as uncharacterized. The record is from RefSeq and is a predicted model, not a curated record. The coding region runs from base 24 to 1247 and encodes 407 amino acids. Lineage: Eukaryota; Metazoa; Arthropoda; Insecta; Coleoptera; Brentidae. The transcript is spliced from 2 exons.
AAUCGCCCUUCAUUGGGAUCGACAUGAGUGAGCAGAAUAUUGUCAGCAACGAAAACAUUUAUACGUGGCUCCAAAACGCGUUGAGAAAUGAACGUCUUCAAGACAUAAAUUUUCUGAUAUGCGACCGGAACAAACCCGGAGAUGGUUAUGCCAGCGACAUCGUCUAUGUGGAUGUAGAGGCUACGAAAUAUGACGGUGACCCUCGAAGGUACCACUUUGCUAUGAAAGUGACCAAAGAAUUGAAAGGAGUCUUCAAGGAUUUCGUAGAAGGGAACAACUUGUUCGAAAAGGAAGCUUGCGUCUAUACCAAACUGGCUCCAGCGUACCAGAAACUGCUUUACACUUACCACUUCCCGCCGAUAGACUUCAUGUCCAAAUGCUACUGGGCUAAGACUGGCGAAGACUACGACGUGCUGGUAUUCGACAACCUUAAGAAAGCAGGAUACAGGCUCCACCAAAGUGACAUUCCGAUGGACGACCGCCACAUCAAGCUAGUACUGAGAGCGUACGCGAGAUGGCACUGGUUGUCGUUCGCUUUAAGGUACCACCACAAGGCAGAGUUCAAGAUUGUGGUCGACGAGCUGGCCGGUUACGAGAAGAAAGUGGAAAACAAUAUGGAAAGAUUCAAGGACGUGUUCGAGAAAUUUUGCGAAGAUCAGUACCAAGUCUUGGAGGAACACGGAGAGCACGAGCUGCUGGAAAGGUACAAGGAGAAGAUGAAGAAUAGGGCGCCCGGAAAGUGGAACGAACCUGAGCCAUGCGAGGAAGAGUGCGUCGUCAUCCAUGGCGACUGCUGGAAUAACAAUUUUCUAUUUUUUUAUGAGGCAGACCAAAUUCAGGAUCCUUCCAAAGUGUGCCUCGUGGACUUCCAGGUAUCCAAGUUGCAGUCGCCGGCUAGAGAUAUUAGCUAUUUUAUAUACUCCACUUGCUCGGAAACCGGACUGAAACGCUUCAAAGAUUACAUCCAGUUUUAUUACGGUGCAUUUGCUCGAGACCUAAAAGCGUUGGGGUGCGAUCCCGAGCUCUUGUUUCCUUUCUCGAAAUUCGUGGACCAUUGGAGACAGUACUCUUUCGAUGGGUUUCAAACCGGAGUCGGGAUAUUGAAACUUUGCUUGUCGGAUAACAAAGGUGUAGGCGAUGAUGGUUCCGUCGAUACGUUUGAUUGGAAAAUCGAAAAAAAUAAACACCAAUAUGAAGCACGGCUUAUCGCGUGUAUCAGGCACUGCGUCGAAUACCAGUUGGAGUAACGAGAAUUUAUGUUUUUAUCUCACUG